Rotaria socialis is the source of this 591-nucleotide messenger RNA. NCBI's taxonomy places the organism in Eukaryota, Metazoa, Rotifera, Eurotatoria, Philodinida, Philodinidae. The record is from the annotation of a GenBank genome assembly.
AUGUUUUCAAUUCUGAUUGCUGGUCGAUUACCACAAAUCAAUUUUCAACAAGUGAGCGAAACACAAUUUGUAAUUCCGAUAUCGGAUAUUGAUCAUGUAAAUCAUCUUGUUGUGUUUAUGACUGGUCAAAUUCCAUUUCCUGAAAAUUACGGGGGUGGUGGCAAUUGGCCAAGUGCAGAAGGGCCAUCAUGGAUUUUUCUUGGAAAAAUAACAAAUGUAAAGCCAAGUGCAAUUUUUAAAAUUGGCAAAAUAAAAGAUAUAGAAUCUAAAAUUGGCUCUUCACUAGCACCUACUCUAUUCAGUGGAUUUCAACAUCAAACAGCCAUUCCAACGGAUGGUUUAUUAGGUAUAAGUGUUGAACCUUUAAGCCAACUUGAUCAACAAAUUCAACCCCACGAUAUAACACCAUCUACAGUUGCAUCAAAUGUUGAAUUUGUAUCAAAAAUGCUCAAUAAUUUUGUUAAUUAUGUAACAUCAUUUGUUCAAAAUGUUCCUGGCACAUCGGAACAAAUUGUUCCAUUAAGUAUUAUUCAAACGUGGUAUAAUAAUUUUCAACGACGCAUCACAGAAAAUCCUAACUUUUGGAGAUAA